AUGUCAAGCAGCUCUUCUUCGAGUUCAUCGGACUCGUCCACUUCCUCAUAUUCGUCGCAAUCCAACGCUAAACAUACAAAAUCAUCGAGCACUUCGACAUCAUCAGAUCUUUCUUCCGACUCUGAUUACCAAUUUUCUGAUGAUGUCUAUUGUGAAGUUUUUCGGACGAAACGCGACAGUUCAGAUGACAACGAUUUCCCCAAAUUUGUUCUUCCAAAAAACGCAGUUGAAAUUCCGCCCAAAACUUUUUGCAAUCAAAAAUUUGAAGUUGUUGACCUUCCAACGACUGUGAAGAGCAUUGGCGACAGUGCUUUUUUCAACUGCAAAAACUUGAAAAAAUUUGAGUGCCAACCUUCUUUGACAAAAAUAGGAAAUGGCGUCUUUGAAAGAGACUUUCAACUGAAAUUGGUGAAAUUGCCUUCAACACUUUCAGAGAUCCAAAAAUUCUGUUUUUCAAAGUGCAAAAAACUUGAGAAAAUCGACAUCCCAACAAGUGUCUCGAAAAUUGCUGCAAAGGCUUUUAAUGGCUGUGGGUUGACUAAAAUCGACAUUUCCACAAACGUCACAACACUUGAGAAAAGGGGUUUCUCAAACUGUAAAAAUCUCCAAACUGCGACAGUCAAAGCGCGAUGUGGUACUAUAUCACGUGGUCUCCUUUUUAAUUGUGAGAAACUUUCGGUAUUGCAACUGCCAUCGACAUUCGAGGCAAUCGAAGAUUUCGCGUUCACCAAUUGCUCGCUGAUACAAAGACUUGACAUUCCAAGUGAAGUGACUUCCAUAGGAAAAUGCGCGUUUUCGAGAAUGUCAAAUUUGACUCAGAUUUGCCUUCCAAACACACUGCAAGAGCUCUCCAAAUAUCUUUUCUCGUCGUGCAAAAAGCUUGAAAAAGUCGUGAUCCCCCCUUCAUGUCUUAUCAUCAACAAAAAGUGUUUCUUCAGCUGCGAAUUUUUAAAAGAAAUUGUUUUACCAGACGCAAUAACUUCCAUUGGAAAUUCCGCGUUUGAAAAUUGCUUUUGUCUUUCGAAGUUUCGACUUCCACUGGGAAUUCGACAUCUUCCCGAGUCUUUAUUUGCGUUGUGCCGCAAUUUGUAUAUCAUUGAAAAUUUGGACGAUGUCGAAGAAGUCGAAGAAAAUUGUUUUAAAGGGUGUGAGAAACUCUUUGUGACAGGAAGCAUCACAAAGUGUCCACAAAACCUCGUAAAAAUCGGGCAACACGCUUUUGAAGACACGGGAAUUGAAAUUUUGGUGAUGCCUUCGUCUUUGACGUAUAUUGGUAAUUUUGCCUUCGCAGACAACACAAAAUUGUCAGCCAUUGUCUUCAACGACAGGAUUGACGUUCUACCAGACAACUGUUUUGAAGGGUGUGAAAAUAUCAGAGAAUUGAACAUUCCCAAAAAUGUAGUUUUGGUACAAAGCCAGUGCUUUUCUGGGUGUAAAAAGUUAAAUCUGUGCAGUUAUGGGACAAAUACACAUUUUGAAGAAAAGUCGUUUGAAAAUUGCGUUUUACUCAGCGGAAAGUGCAAAACAGAAAUUGAGAGGAACACCCUUCAGACUAUCAAAAGAGAGAAAAACCCAUUUAAUACCAUCGAGACUUUAAAAAUACCAGAAACGUUUUCAUUGAUUGGCGUCUCUUCUUUUUCACACAACAAAUAUCUUCAAGAAGUGACAAUUUCUCAGUCAGUCACUAAAAUAAGCUUUGGCGCCUUUGAGUGUUGUGAACGUCUCAAAAAAGUUGUUUUCGAAUUUUAUUCAAAUGAAAACCCUAAAAAUUUGUCAAAUGAAUUAUUUAAAUUAAAAGUUUUACCAGAAAAGUGUUUUUUUCAAUGUACUGAAUUGGAGGAGGUGGUGUUGCCUAAUACACUGGAAGAGAUUGGCGAAGGUUGCUUUUCAAAAUGUGAAAAGCUGGAGGACAUCACACUGCCAGAGAGUUUACAGACAUUGAACUCGGAGUGCUUUUACGCCUGCGGGUUGACUAAAAUCUGUGUUCCUCGAAACGUCAAAAAACUCCCCGACCGAAUCUUCGAGAAGUGUAAAAAGUUGUUUCAAAUUGAACUGCCAGAAAAAUUGGAAGAAAUACAUUUCGAGGCGUUUGCGGGGUGUUGCGAAAUAUCAUAUUUUGAAGUCCCCGAUUGUGUGAGUAAAAUUGAGGCGGCGGUAUUUGCCGGAUGCACAAAUUUGGAGGAGAUAAAAAUAGGAAAAAAUGUCAGACAAAUUGGAGAAAAUUGUUUUGAAAAUUGUGCCUUGACAAAAGUUAUUUUUAGCGAUCAAAUGUUAAAAAUAGGAAAGGAGGCAUUUCUGAACAAUAAAAAUUUGAGAGAAAUAAUUCUGCCUUUCAAAACGGAAAGAGUUGGAAACAACUGUUUUAAAGGUUGUGGUAAAAUCAUCGUUAAAAAGUACACAAAACCACGAACAAAAUAA
Entamoeba invadens IP1 is the source of this 2418-nucleotide messenger RNA. RefSeq lists its product as hypothetical. The record is from RefSeq and is a predicted model, not a curated record. Lineage: Eukaryota; Evosea; Mastigamoebida; Endamoebidae. The transcript has a single exon. Bases 1 to 2418 code for a protein of 805 amino acids.